AUGACUCUACGCAUCUGGUCUAUAAUUUUAUUUCUUUCAAUAUUAUUAUGCUCAACCAAUCUCUCGUAUGUCCCACCACGACUUGAAAUGAAACGCCUUUCGAAUAUUCCUAUCAUAUCAUCAUGGAACAAUAAUUCAGCAUUCCUAUACAAUUACAAUAGUGCAUUCAUGCCAACUAUAAACGAUUCCGAUGCAGUGGCGCUUCUAGUACGAGUACAAAACUUGCAUAGCGGAUCGAAAAGUAUCUACGAUGUCGGUCCAAGUAGAUUAGCAUUGAGUCGAAGUCUCGAUGAUACUCAUCUGAAAUAUUCAUAUAUUUCUGAACAAGAUGUCCUCAUUGAUACAGAUCGAGAAUAUCAAGCAAUUGGAGUGGAAGAUCCUCGAAUAGUAUUGUACAAUAACACUUAUUAUCUAUUGUACACGGCUUUGAGUAGUGAUGCACAUGGUGUUUGGCGAGCGCAAUUAACAUUAGCUACUUGUAAAAAUAAUUGUUUUACGAAAGGUAAUUGGAUAUAUUACGGACCGUUAUUUCCUAAUGUGUUCUGGAGUAAAAGUGGCAGUUUACUGAUUCAUAACGAAACUCAUCGUUAUUUAUUUUUCAAUGAUUCAAACAUUGCCAUUGCUCAAACGAAAGAUCUUAUUCAUUACGAUCUUUCAUCUUCUUUUCUUCUUACUACUCGUCCUGAUCAUUUCGAUUCCGAUCUCGUUGAGGCUGGACCACAACCAUUGAAAUUAAGCGAUAAAAAUUAUCUAUUUCUUUAUAAUUCCGGUCGACAAGUAACGACACCAAACCCUAAACCUGGCUGGCAUGUUCAAUACAAUCUAGGUUGGGCGAUAUUGAAUGGUGAUGAUCCAACACAGGUUUUAGCUCGUAGUGAAGUACCGAUUCUCUCGCCAGAAUUAGAUUGGGAACGAUGUGACAACACUUCAGGAGAAUGGGCUAAUCGAGGAUUGACACCAUUAGUUGUCUUCAUCGAAGGAUGGAAACAGACAGACGAAGAUACAUUCCUCGUCUGGUAUCAAGGAUGUGAUUCAACUAUGGGUCUCGCCGAACUUAAAGUACACUUUUCAUAG
Molecule: messenger RNA, 1074 nt
Organism: Adineta ricciae
Lineage: Eukaryota; Metazoa; Rotifera; Eurotatoria; Adinetida; Adinetidae
Source: the annotation of a GenBank genome assembly